CAUCCUCCAAAGUUCUGCCCAACCAGGAAGUUAGAAGCCGACGGUGUCAGAGAGGACUGAAGAGAGGUUACUAAAAGGCACCAUGGACAGCCAGGAGGUGGGAGCCAUGCUAGAGGAGUGUCACAGGGCUGUGUCUGCAGCAGGUCUGGUGGUAGUGGAGCCCACAGAGGAAGCCAAGCUCAACUUCCAAAGAUACAGAGAGUCUCUGUCAGUUGAACUGAGCAUGCUCCUGCAGGAGGCAGUGGCGAUGAGGUGGCCCUUUGUACCAGAGAAGUGGCAGUACAAGCAGUCAGUCACUUCCCAGGACAAAGUCAACUUGAAGGACUUCAUUAGUCUGCAUCUACCACAGCUACUGGCUCUGCUGAAGGCGUCCAUCUUGGCCAGGGAACCCCAGUGGGCGGCAAGUGUGGUCUUCCUGAUGGAUCGGUUCCUGUAUUGGACAGAUGAGUCCAGCCGGCUGCUGAAGAUCACCAAGCUCCUCCACAGACAUUACCCAGGAACCCCCAUCGCCCCCCAGCUGGUCAUACGACAGGCCAGGGUCUAUCUCAAUGACGGUAAACUCCAGAAGGCAGAGUACAUACUGAGCAGUCUCAUCAACACUAGUGGAGCAACAGGUUGCUGGAUAUAUCAGUCUGACAGUGAUAGGACUCUUAUCCAGGCGGUCAGUGUGCAAGUGCGUGGACAGGUUCUACAGAAACUGGGACUGUGGCUGGAGGCUGCUGAGCUGAUCUGGACCUCCCUGGUCGGCUAUUACGCUCUUCCUCAACCCGAUAAAAAGGGCAUUGGAACGUCCCUUGGGAUUCUGGCCAACAUAUUGGUGUCUAUGAGUGAUGGAGACUUCCAUGCAUUUAAGACCAAUCCGGGCAUUGACUUGUGUUUCCUUGAGAACGAUGGCCACCGUCUCCUCUCAGCAGCGGAGGCAGCUAAAAUGGCGGUGGUGUACAGCCAGUAUGCCUCGCUGUACGUGUUAACCAACGUGGUCACCCAGGGCACCUGUCUGUUGUCCUACAGUUUCUCAGUAGAAUGCCCCCCCUCGGACAAACACUCCUUCCUCCUCCAGGCCAAGGAAGCCUUUGAGAUCGGCCUACUUACCAAAACAGGGGGGGAAAUGGUCACCAGCAAACAGGAGCUCCACACAUUCCUCAAGGCAGCCUACUCUCUGACUGUCAGUCACAAGUGGCUGGGCACCCCUCAGAAGACAGUGGACCAGGCCAGAUUGGUAUGCCGGGAGGCUUUGGAGAAGUUCUAUGCCUACUGCCAUGCAGACAGCCAACAGAGAGAUGCCCUUUGCACUGGAGUUAUGAGUCUGAUAACCCAAGUGAAGCUUCUAUUGCGGGUCAAUCCAUUCUUGAACUCAGACAAGGGGUCGUUCAUCCCAGAUAGCUAUAGAGAUGUGGUGGAAGAGCGAGCAGUGCGGUUCACUCUGGAUGGUUUCUCCCAGGUGAUGGGGAGGUUCAGACAGUACCACACCUCAGUGUGUGAGGCCUCUGAGGCAAGCUGUAGGAGGAAACAUGAAUGCCACCAGGCUGGACUCUGUAUAACAGCACUGGGGACCACGGCAACGGCCCCUAACACAGAGUGUGCCACUGAGAACCACAAGCCCCAAAAAGCCACACAUAAAGAAGAGUUACACAGAGACAAAGCACCCAAUGCCUCUUUUUUAGCUCCAAGGUUACCUCAGGAACAGGAGCUCUGUACAACUCUGGGUAGCACUGAAGAGCUACUCAGCAAUAGCUAUAAUAAAAUGUCUCUCAAAUCACUCAGUAGCAGCUUUGGGUCCUCAUUUGAAAAAGUGUCUUUGAACAGCACUGGGUCUCCCCUCAGCUGUAGUGGCAACAAAGAUGGCAGUGUUCCGGAUAAGGUAAACAUGGAGUAUCUGUGCGAUCCAAACUGUCUCACCGAGGUUAGUGAAGAUGGGUUGGAUAACGGGUCAGAAUCUAAAAGCAAGACCAGGAAAAGAGAUAUCAGAGCAAGUCUCAGUGCUCAGGCAGGAUCCAACUCUUCCACCCGGGUCACUUCCUCAUCAUCCAUCCACACCGGAAGUGAUGUUGAGCAGUUUGAAAUGAUUGACGAACAGAGUCUAAUAGAGACUGUGGAGACCGAGGAGGAGUGUCACAGGUAUGGUGCGUCAGUGUCGGUGAGACCUACAGGAGACGGAGUAGUGAUGCAUCCAGGGUACCAAGACAAGUCGAGGACUUCCUCCUUUAGCUCCAUUGGCGACAGCCUCGGCUCCCAGUCAUCAUGGCAGAAACUAUCCCUAUCUGACACAUCCCGUGAGGCAGCUGCAGUACCACAAAUACGUUCUGCAGCUGUAAAUGAACACCGAGGUCCCGCCGCCACGCAGAUAGUUCCAAACUUCAAUGUGGAUCAAGAAGCAGAAACGGAGGAAGACACUGGAUCCCCUUACCCCUUUGGGCCUAACAGUGCUGCAGCCUAUCACAGAAGACCUCCACAACUAGGAUCUGAGGGCCUCAUCCCGGAGCAGUGUCUCUCUACAGAGAUAGACAGCUCCUAUGAGAUGGUGGAGAAAGAGAUAGGACACAUAGCCAACAACACUGAACCCUGUGCUGGAGAGAAUCAGAUUCCCUCUUACCCAAACUCCUCAUGCUAUACCUGUCUAAAGCAUGGCAUCAUGGGUGGUCUAGUGCCUGAGAACCAGUACGUUUUGACAGAGGAGGACUACAUCGCCCUCCUGGCUGGGAUGUGUCAUGGCUGUAUGUUAAAGAGACUGCAGAGUGACAUGAAAUUCAAGCUUGGGAAACAGAAAAGUGCCUACAGUGCUCUCCUUCUGAAGUACUCCAGGGCCUCUGGACUGUGGACGUCCAGAGAGACCUAUGUGUACAUCGGAGAGCCAAUAGGGAAGCAAGGCCAGCAGAGAAUAGCAUUAUGGGUACAGUUUCUACACCAAGAGGAGAGGCUGAGUAGUUAUGUGGGGAAGGAGUACCUAGAACCUAAGGGCAUUCAGUUCCACCUGAGUGACGUGGAGAGGCAGAUGACGGCCCAGUACUACGUGACAGAGUUUAACAAGAGACUCUACAAGGAGAAAGUGACCGCUCAGAUCUUCUUCAUCCCUUCAGAAGUGCUACUGAUCUUGGAGGGGGAUGAGGUGGUGGACUGUGUGACAGUGGAGCCCUACAUGCUGGGGGACUUUGUGAAGCUCACCAACAACACUACUAAAGUGGACAAGCGGUUCAAGGCGUCAGAAUAUGGAAUCGCUUUCGGACAUUUCACCUACCAGUUCUCUGGAUGCCAAGAGGUUGUUGUCGACCUACAAGGGUGGGUAACCGCCAAUGGGAAGGGGCUGACGUACCUCACAGACCCCCAGAUCCACUCUCUCAGGACCCCUAAAGGUGCCACUAACUUCGCUGAGAGGGGGGUCAGUUAUUUCCUCAAGGACCAGCAUGGACCAGAAUGCAACAGUAUCUGUGACCUACUGUCACUGGGCAAACUGCAGUAACAUACGUCUUGAAAACAGUGAUGUCUACUUCGGAUCGAGAUGUGUGUGUUUGCUGGGGCUCCUUGACAACUCUCGAACAACAUAUUGUUUUGGCCUAAAGUAUGUGCAUUGCGAUCCCCUACUACAAUGCACAAUGCACAUUCUGACCUAUUAGACAUGGGCUGAUCCUGUGGUGAACACAGCAGUGUAGUGAAGCACAUUCGGUAGCAUGUGAUUUCAUUUCAAGAAGUGAGAAUUGCCUGCCCCGUUUACCAACCUCAACCAGUUCUGUUAAAAUCAGGCCGUACUGUAUUUUCGAUGUACUGCAAGUGUUUUUGUGACCCUUGAUACCACUUUCGGUUAUGUGUUUAUUACCUAAGGCCUGCGCUCUGUUGUAGCCGACAACGUUUUAUGAAAUUGACAUUGAUCUGUUUAAAUUGCUUUUGAAUUGAUUCAAUCCGAUCACAGAAAUGAAAGAUGAACCUGCCACUGUGUAUCCGUUCACCUGUCUCUAGACCAAACACUGGAUGGAUUGUAAGCUCGACUGAAUCGACCAAACAAGGAAGUAACAUGCAUCGGUCUGGUUAGAUUAGCCAGGAUAGCACCUGACACUCACCACAAAGAAAUGAGGCUCCAAAUGAUUUGUUCAUUCAAUGUUACUUGAUCACAUUUCGCUGAGUGAACCAGGGAUGUAUUCAUUAGGCACCAAAUGGAAGAACUGACUGAAACAGGGAGGGACUACUUAGAUUUGUCCGAUAAGAAAUGCUCGUUUUGUUUUACAACAUUUACAGUUGUGUACCCUAAUGGCUACAACUCGGACUGACUUACACAAUAUUCACUAGGCGUAAGUUCAGGCGCUCUAGUUAUUUGCAUCAGGUGACUUGCCCAACCCCCUGGAUCAUAUGACCGUGAUGUCACAGAUGUUGCUAAUAGUGCUUGUGACCUGUUUUAUUCCACUACAUGUUUUACUAGCUUCCUCCUUCAACGAUGGUUAUUUACACAAUCUUGUCCCCUCCCCUGAACUGCUGUACACAGGAAACAGACUACAGUACCUACAGUGGGGGGGGGGGG
Salvelinus fontinalis (brook trout) is the source of this 4507-nucleotide messenger RNA. RefSeq names its product alpha-kinase 1 (gene alpk1). Gene Ontology annotation, biological process: protein phosphorylation. NCBI's taxonomy places the organism in Eukaryota, Metazoa, Chordata, Actinopteri, Salmoniformes, Salmonidae. Bases 83 to 3457 code for a protein of 1124 amino acids. The record is from RefSeq and is a predicted model, not a curated record. The transcript is spliced from 14 exons. Gene Ontology annotation, molecular function: ATP binding; protein serine/threonine kinase activity.